UGGUGGCCUAAGUCUUUUUGGGACCUAUCUUUUAAAUGAUUUUAUCCAUAAGACUUGACUUGGUACAAGAUUUCUACUUCGGACAAUCAUUCAUUCGUCAAUCCCAAAGGCUUUCAUUGUUAUUAUUUCUUCUAAACUGUGAUGCCAAAACUUCCUUAAAUGGUUCUCCUCAUCACAUAAACAGCACUGAUUUUGAUAAAAAUGGGCAAUUCUCUUUCUUUAACCUCAUUUGCCCUCUACAAGAAGCAAAGCAAAUCUUUGCCCAUUGAUACAAUCUUCAAAUUCCCUUCUCCAAUUUCCACAUGGUCAUCAUCAUCAGAAGAAGGUGGCUUUGGAAGUGGUUAUAUUGAUCUAGGAGGCCUCCACGUGCACCAGAUCACAACUUUCAACAAAAUUUGGAGCAUAAGAAAGGGAGGGGUUGAUAAUCUUGGAGCAACGUUCUUUGAGCCUGCAGAAAUUCCAGAUGGAUUCUUUAUGCUUGGUUGCUAUGCUCAACCUAAUAAUCAGCCACUAUUCGGAUGGACUCUUGUUGCAAAAGGCAUCUCCAAUGGUGAAUCCAGCAAUGAAAUCCUAAAGAAACCAACUGAUUACACUCUAAUUUGGAGUAGCAAGUACUUGAAAUCUAGCCAAGAUGGUCAUGGCUACAUUUGGUUACCAAUAGCCCCUGAUGGAUAUAAAUCGGUUGGCUAUGUUGCAACAAACACGCCCGAAAAGCCUUCUCUGGAUAAAGUCAGAUGUGUUCUUGAAGAAUUCACUGAUGAAUUGGAGCCCGCGGAUUGGAUUUGGGGACUGUCUAAGAGACGGGGCAACUGUAAGUUUGAUGUGUACAGCUCUAGGCCUCGCGUUAGAGGGAUUCAAGCGCAAGGCGUUAGAGCGAAUACAUUUGUUGUAAAACUUGGAGAUGACAAUGAUGCAACUCCAUCCAUAGCUUGCUUGAAGAACAACAAUUUCAGAAACUUUUCCGCCAUGCCAAACGUGAAACAAAUCGAAGAACUGCUUCAGGCAUAUUCUCCAGUGAUAUACUUCCACCCUGCGGAGAAGUACUUUCCUUCUUCAGUGAACUGGUAUUUUUCCAACGGGACAUUAUUGUACUCCAAGGAAGCCGAAUCAAAUCCUGUCUCCAUGGAACACAGCGGCGCGAAUCUUCCUCAAGGCGGAUCGAAUGAUGGAGCACAUUGGCUAGACCUUCCCAUCGACGAAAAUUCUAAAGAAAGAGUCAAGACAGGGGAUUUACAGAGUGCUGAGGCUUAUCUCCAAAUCAAGCCUAUGCUAGGUGCAACAUUCACUGAUAUAUCCUUGUGGAUCUUUUACCCGUUCAACGGUCCUGGAACUGCAAAACUCGGAUUAAUCGACAUCCCACUUGGGAAAAUCGGCGAACACAUUGCAGAUUGGGAGCAUUUGACACUACGGAUCAGCAACUUCAAUGGGAUCUUGUACAAAGUCUAUUUCUCACAGCACAGUGGAGGAAAAUGGAUUGAUGCAUCAUUGCUGGAAUUUUACAACGGGACUAACAAACCAGUUGCAUACUCAGCAUUAAAUGGGCAUCCAAAUUAUCAUAAACCAGGGCUGGUUUUACAAGGAUCUGGCCAAGUUGGGAUCAGAAAUGAUACAGCAAAAAGUGACAAGUUUUUUGACACUGGAUCAAAAUACUCAAUUGUUUCAGCUGAGUAUCUUGAAUCAGAAAUUGUUGAGCCACCAUGGUUGAAUUAUCUAAGACAUUGGGGUCCUAAGAUUGCUUAUAAUUCUGAUGCUGAAGCCAAGAAAGUGGAGGCAAUGUUGUCUACAAGGCUGAAACCUUUGUUUCGGAGAUUGGUGAAAAUCUUACCUAAUGAAUUUUAUGGUGAAGAUGGUCCAACUGGCCCUAAGGUGAAAGGUUGUUGGAAUGGGGAUGAAAAAUCUUGUUCUUAAUAAUUCUUUCUUAUUGAUUUGGAUCUUAUCCAAAACACCAAAUGCCCAUUUCUUUGUUUACUUGGGUGUUUAAGUUUCAAGUCUUGUUAAUGCAACAAGAAAACAUUCUGUAAUCACGACACACGUUCGAUUGAGUUUGUUCGGAUGAGUACGAACAUUGCUGCUUCACCUAAGUACCAUUAAUGCAAAAUAAAAACUUAAGACCUUAUUCUCAACAGAAAAUAGUUUCCUAG
Messenger RNA from Oldenlandia corymbosa var. corymbosa, 2141 nucleotides. The record is from the annotation of a GenBank genome assembly. NCBI's taxonomy places the organism in Eukaryota, Viridiplantae, Streptophyta, Magnoliopsida, Gentianales, Rubiaceae.